GCUAUUCUGGCUGUCAGAUGCUCAAUGGAGGAGCGCCCGAGAGGAGGAAGAAAAGCCCGCCGAGCGCUGGCGACUUCGCUCUUGCAUCUGCUCUUCAAUUCUGCCGCCUCGCUCGGCUCCUCCAGCUCGCAGGCAGUGGCAUCUUCUUACCUCCCCCCCACCCCCGCGGCCAAGGGCGCUAGCUGGGGAGCCACUCCUCGGCGCCUGGCAGCUGGUCCAGGGCCCCGGCCAUCUCCCCCCGCCGUUUUCCCGGGAUGUGGCGAGGCAAGAGUGGGCGUGGGACAAAUCGCUGGCGAGGGAGGAGGAGAGGGAGGAGGAGGAGGAGGAGGAGGAGGCGCACAAAGCCCGCGGGGCUCUGCUGCCCACUGCUGCCGAGAGACACUUCCGCCAGUCUGUCUGCUGCUGCUGCUGCAGCUCUCACGAGCACCGCGGGCCAGGCAAGCCCAUCCAAGCACGCGCAAAGUGGAGAACGCAAGCGGAACGUUUCUGCAACACAAACACCGGCAAGCGCGCACGCGCCUGUCAGUGCGAACAAGGCAACCUAUGAAGGUUCCACUGAAAUGAACAACACACAACAGCAGUGUUUAAUGGUUGUUUACUUAUCUCAUCUUGGUCUAAAAUUUCUGUCUGCUUUCUUCACUGUUAAUUAGAAAUAGAUGUACCAUCAUUUAUGCAAUUGUUGAUAUUCCGACAAUGUAAUUAAGACAGUAC
Pseudonaja textilis is the source of this 711-nucleotide messenger RNA. The record is from RefSeq and is a predicted model, not a curated record. Lineage: Eukaryota; Metazoa; Chordata; Lepidosauria; Squamata; Elapidae.